Messenger RNA from Erinaceus europaeus (western European hedgehog), 1441 nucleotides. It is a transcript of the gene CNIH2, whose product is annotated as cornichon family AMPA receptor auxiliary protein 2. The coding region runs from base 350 to 832 and encodes 160 amino acids. Gene Ontology annotation, cellular component: dendrite; synapse. Lineage: Eukaryota; Metazoa; Chordata; Mammalia; Eulipotyphla; Erinaceidae. Gene Ontology annotation, biological process: regulation of AMPA receptor activity; vesicle-mediated transport. The transcript has 6 exons. The record is from RefSeq and is a predicted model, not a curated record.
GGAGCCUCGGCCCCGCCCGAGGCGCCUCGCACGCGGCCCCGCCCCCGGCUCCGCCCCGCCGGCUUCGCGGGCUGGAGAGCGAGGCGGCCGCGGGCGAGGGAUCGCAGGAUGAGCGAUCGGGGCCCGGGCAGUCGGCAGCGGACGCGCCCCCCGAGCCCCCCGGCCCGCGUCCCGCACGGCCCCGCGCGGCCCCGCGGCCCCGUCCCCGGCCGCGCCGCCCGCGUCCCCUGCGCCCGCGCCCGAGCCCUGCGGGCCAUGCCCGGCCGGCCCUGAACGCGGGCCGGGGGGCGUCCGCUCGCGCCCGGGCCCCGCGCUGGCGCCCCCCGGGCCGCCGCCCGGCGCGGGGGCCAUGGCGUUCACCUUCGCCGCGUUCUGCUACAUGCUCACCCUGGUGCUGUGCGCCUCCCUCAUCUUCUUUGUCAUCUGGCAUAUCAUAGCCUUUGACGAGCUGCGGACUGACUUCAAGAACCCCAUCGACCAGGGGAACCCAGCGCGGGCACGGGAGCGUUUGAAAAACAUCGAGCGCAUCUGCUGCCUCUUGCGGAAGCUGGUGGUUCCAGAAUAUUCCAUCCACGGCCUCUUCUGUCUGAUGUUUCUGUGUGCAGCCGAGUGGGUGACGCUGGGCCUCAACAUCCCCCUCCUCUUCUACCACCUCUGGAGGUACUUCCACCGCCCCGCGGACGGCUCUGAGGUCAUGUAUGAUGCGGUCUCCAUCAUGAAUGCCGACAUCCUCAACUACUGCCAGAAGGAGUCCUGGUGCAAACUCGCCUUCUACCUGCUAUCCUUCUUCUAUUACCUGUACAGUAUGGUUUAUACGCUGGUGAGUUUCUAAGGGGGAAACCGGCCAGGGAGCGAGCCCAGAACGGACCGGACGCCUGUGCACCCCCAGCCCUGCCCCCGGCCGCAGAGGCCACAGCCCUGGGGAGGGAGGGGGCACUGGUGCCCCCUGCCUCCUUUCCACCACCCCCCAAACUGCUGCUGCGGGGCCUUCCCGCCUUCAGAGCCCCCUCCCUGUGGAGUAGGGGGUGGGCAGAGCUCUCCCAAGCACAGGGGCUCCUCUGCCAGCCCUUGGGCAUGGCGGCCAGUCCUGAGUGGGGCGGGACCUCUGGCCUUGUCCGCUUCAGGGGGAGCCUGGGCCCUGCCAAGGGGCAGGACUUGACCCUGGGAGUUCUGGGCCAGCCCCUGCCCUCUCACACCCUGAGGCUCCCCCUGCAGGUGGGGGGGUACCCGCACCAGGAAUGAGCAGGCUCAGCAGGGGGACAGCCCCAGUCCCAGUCUGCCCUCUGCCCUCCCCAGGCUCUCCCUCCAGACUCCUCCCUGCCCCCUGGACCCACGUCCUGGCCACCCCAUCUCUUGAACCUAUUUUCUAUGUCACCUGAGGAGACUGGCACCCCCUCCCCAGCCAUUUGUGACAAAAUAUGAAUAAACUACUGCAAACACA